AUGAGAUUACCAGGCUUCCCCAUGGAUGGAACCGUGCAUAUGUGGCUGCUGGCAGGGUUCAUCCAGGUGGUCAGUCUCUUGUGUGUGCAGUGGUCAGAUCCUGCGGUCGUGGUUGUUGAGGUUGUGUUUGGCCACUUCCCCACCAGUCAGGAUCCAGACUGGUACACCGUCUCCUACCAGAUUGCACACAACCUCACGGUGUGGCUGGAUCCGAUUGGCCGCUCUGAGUGUUCUCCUGACUGCAGGCUGUUUCUGCAAUUGGCUAAGGAGCCAGGAGGAAGUGACAUCACGCUGAAUGCUAUUAAAAACAAUACCACACUGAAGACUAAGACCUUUCAUAUCGCUCCUGUCCCCCCCUCCUCUCUCCGUGUCGAGGUGACCACCACCAGCACUCUCCUGACCUGCAGCCUACAGAACAGACAGAGCCUCACUGCUCUCAGUCUACACAACAUGCACAUCGAACACACACACACUGAAUACACACACACUGAACAGACACACUCUGACCACACACACACCUCUUCGUACGUAGUGAGAGGUCUGCAGCCUGGAGCACACUACAGCAUCACAGCAGAGUUGACCACACCUCUCACACACCUCAACAUCAGCCUCACCCAGAGACUACACACCACGAUGGAGACAGCCCAGUGUCCUAUUGGUUGGCUGGCGAGUGGAAGGAGCUGCCACAGUGUGAGUAGGCGGAGCCUGUCGUGGGGCGAUGCCAAGCAAACCUGUAUAGGCAUGGCUUCAGGAGGACACCUGGUGGAUGUUAAAACAGAGAGAGACCUCCUCCUCCUCUCCUCUCACCUGACUACACACAACAACCUACUACUGCUCUGGACCGCUCUCAACGACAGACUGGAUGAGGGGCUGCCCCGCUGGUCUGAUGGCUCCUCCUACAACCUGACGAGUGCUAUGACAUCAUCAUCACUGCCAGCCAAUCAGACGGACUGUUUUGCUCUACAGAGGAACACUACUGGACGAGGCUACUUCCUGACUUCGUUCUUUUGCCACAUUCCUUUACCCUAUAUCUGUCACUGGGAAAUCCCUCUCCUCCCUCCUUUAUUCAACUUUCACCUGGUGGAGGUAACAGAGAGAGAUGCAGAGCUUCACUGGAGUGACCUCACAUUCGUAAACUCCUCUCACCCUGCCCCCCAGCUCUAUGUCCAAUACCAAGAAGAGGAGGGAAAGGAGGAAAAACAUGGGGAAGAGAAGGAGAGGAGGACUGCAGGUCGAGUCCCAGUGUCUCUAUUCUCCAGAGGGCUGAAAGUGCCAGGCCUGUACCCAGGCAAGGUCUACUCUCUGUCCCUCAGAGCCUCCCACCUUACUGGGGCCGCAUGGAACCUGGGGAGCGUGCAGACUUGUCACACACGGCCCCUUCCCCCUCGAAACAUCACCAUUAGCAAUGUGACAGCCAGUCAGAUCACAGUAAGCUGGACAGCCCCAGACUCCCAGCAUGCUGUGCGGUGGAACUUUCUGGUUCGCUGGGAGGGUGUAGCCUCAGGCCUGGAGACUAGAAUGGUUGUGGCUAGCAGCGCCAGGUCCGCUGUGAUUGCAGGACUGGAGGGGUUCAGGAAGUACAAGGUCAGAGUUGACUCCGUCACAGAACAUGGUGUGGAGAGCUGUGGAGGGGAGGAACUGACCCUAUACACUGCGGUGAGCCCCCCAGGUGGUGUGGUUGUGUCUAGCAGAGGGGAGAAUCUGACAGCGUGCUGGUCCGCCCCGUCAGGUGAAAGCCCUGAUGGGUACUAUGUUAGGCUACGCCCCGUCAGCCAGGCCCGCCCCAUGGAACUGUGGGUAAAUGAGUCCAGGUGUGUGUUCCUGGCCAUAUUCAGUCCAGGGCAGAACUACGAGGUGGGUGUGGCUUCAGUGAGAGGAGAGAACAUGAGCCAAGAGAUCAACACCACAUACAGAACAGAGCCUGGGCCCGUGCAGGCAGCUGUCCCUCUCUCAGUAGGAAGCAGUUCUGUGGUUCUGUAUGUCCAGAGACCAGUACUGGGUGUGUGUGAUGGAGUGAGGGUGUGUGUAUGUAAGGGAGUGUGUGAGGGUGUGUGUGUGUGUAAGGGUGUGUGCGAUUGGUGGCCAUUCCCCCCAGGUAGGCACACAGUAACAGUUGGCAGCCUGACUCCAGGGGAGGAGUACCAUCUCAGUGUCUACAGCACCAGCCGACACAGGACCGGACCAGCAUACCAAACACACACACUCAGGACACGCCUGGCCUCUCCCAGUACUGUGAGAGAGGGCUCAGUAACAGAGUCAUCAAUAGAGAUGCUGUGGGAUCCAGCCUCUGGACACGGACACAACUAUGAAGUCAUCUGUCUCAACUGUCACCACACACUCAUGGUCCAGAAGGUGUGUGUUCCGAGGGCAGUGUUCUCUGGGUUGCUACCAGGCAGACUGUACCACUUCUCUCUGAGGACGGAGAAAGAGUCCUUCACAGACAGCCCCCCUGUCACACUCAGCAUCACUACAGCUCCCAGUCCAGUGAUGGUAUCAGUCCUCAGUAGGACCACAUCGUCUGUGACAGUUGGUUGGACCCAGGCCAGGGACGUUGUCAAAGGCUUCAUCCUGUCAAUCAUAAACCAAACCUCCAAUCAGCAGCUGAAACUCUCAGCCCAGGAGCCAUGGUCUUACAGGUUUGAGGACCUUUCCCCAGGAAGCUAUUACACAGUAUGUGUUAUCAGCAGCAAUGGAGAGAGGAGGAGUACACCGGCUUCUGUAGACUUCAACACCAUCCCAGCAGCCCCACAGGAAGUGCUGCUGAUCGAAGAGGAUGUGACCUUAUCAGUGUUUGUGAGCUGGGGAGCCCCAGCAGGGGGCGUGGAGGGGUACAAGCUGCUGUUGUGUCUGUCUGGGGACAAGUCAUCAUGUCGUGAGAUGGGGGUUCAUAUCAACAGUCUCCAGGUAGGAGGUUUGACCCCAGGAUCAGAUUAUGACAUCACCGUCCUGAGCCUGCUGUUAUCAGACUUCAGCCAGCCUGUCACUACACAGUUCUCCACACGUCCGGCCGGUGUGUGUUCCCUCUCUCUGCUCUAUGUUAACUCUUCCUGUGCCGUGGUGAGGUGGGACGCUGCCAUUGGCCAGUUUGACUUCCACAGGGUAACUGUUGGAAAUGGCUCGCAAGCACAUACGUUAGAGGUCUCCAAGGAGAGGCAGGUUGCUACAGUAACUGGGUUGAGGGAUGGCUGUAUGUACAACAUGAGUGUGGAGCGCAUUAGACGAGGAGAGGCAGGGACAGCUGCCUCCCUGACUGUUACCACAGUGCCGGGCAGUGUGCGUGGUGUAAAUGUGGUUAGUGUGUCUGCUCAGAACUUCUCUCUGCGUUGGGAGCAGUCAGAGGGGUGUGUGGACCAGUACCUCGUCAGCCUGCUGCCCAACCAAGGAACUGUCUCUGUCUACCGCACAGUCGACAGACUCGUACAGGCUGACGUAUCCAGUCUGAGUCCUCGAACAGUGUUUACGGUCAUGGUGACCGCCGCCUCCUCCUCCAACCUCAGCCCACCGGUCAGCCGUAUAAUCAACACCAACAAGACUGCCCCAACAUCCCCUCCCACCAAUCUAGAGGGGGAGAGGGUGGGCUCCAAUGGGAUCCUUCUGUCUUGGACCAUGCCCUCUGACUCCCAGGUCGACGGUUAUGUCAUCAGGUACAAAGAGGUGUGUCCAUAUCCAGACCCCACCUUCAAAGAGGUGACCAAACACCUGGACAUCCCUGAGACCCUUCUCAACCUCUUCUUACCAGGGUCUACCUAUAACAUCAAGGUUGCAGCAGAAAACUCUGCUGGUAUUGGACCCUAUAGCAAGUCUCUGUACAUUAAAACUGCUGAGGCUCCCCCAGGCCUGGUGACUAACCUGACAGCAUUUGCUGAGAACCACACGUUUGUAGUGGUCACUUGGCUCCUGCCACUCCGCAUCAACGGUCUGAUCACCAAGUUUGCGGUCAAAGCCAAACACGCUCGUACUGGUCAGACCGUCCGCAUACUGGAGCUGGAUGCUGAGGACAUCAUGACCGGAGCGCUACCACACUGCAACGAUGCAGCAGACAUUCUGUCUCGUGGGACCCCCAGUCCGUCAGAUGUGACAGCUCUGACAGCGUCCUCUCCUCCCGUCACCCUGUCAGCCGUCCCGCCCGCCGCCACCUGGGCCGUACCAAUAUCCGUAGGGGUGGACCAGCUGCGACCUUACACAGCAUACGUCUUCGAAGUGUCUGCUUUCACCUCCGACGGAGAGGGACAGGUCGCCUCCACCAUGGUCCGCAUGCCUGAGUCAGCCCCAGAGGACCCCCCCCACAACCUGUUGGUAUGGAACGUGACGUCUAAGUCGGUCUCUGUCUCCUGGGAUCCCCCAACCAUUGUUACCGGACGUUUCAGCUACGUUAUCUAUCUCUACGGCCCCACAGGGUUUAUCUAUGAGAACAGCACAUGGGACCUGAGGUUUGUGUACUCUGGUCUGACACCCUACACACGCUACAGAGUGGCGGUGCGGGCCAAGUCUGCUGGCCUGCUGGGGCCUGAGGCCUUUACUGCUGUACUGACACCUGCUGAGGCUCCCAGUGCAGUGCAGGCUCUGCAGGCAGUAGCAGUAGACUCUGUGUCGGUGCGUGUGAGUUGGAGAAGUCCUGCCCAGCCCAACGGUCUGAUCACACAGUACAGACUCCUGGUUCUUUCUGACAACACACUGCUACAGGACAUCACCCUCACUGGAACACAGGAUCUAAAUUACACUGAUCUCCUUGGUGAUGGAACGUUUGCUGCUGUUAUCCCUGACCACUCUCUCCGGCGUAAGAGAUCAACUGACAGCCUGACCAUCUCCCCACCUGCGUUCACGGUCACCCUCCCCGACCACACGCUCAUCACCGGCAUGACCAGGACUGCAAUCAGCCGCACACACAGGGCUCCAACCAGGACCUCUUCCCUCUCCCUAACCACCUCACCCCUGGCCACACCCCUCCCCUGGCUCACUGCCCACCCACAGCCCGGCCAGCUCACCUCUGGCAAGCCCCACCUCUCUACCCGCUCUGCACCUGCAGCCACUGGACAAGGAGUGUAUGUGAGGGACAAGGUCAUAGACAUGCAGGCUAAGGAGCUGUCUUACCUAGUCUCUGGUCUCAGUCCCUUCACUGACUACACCUUCACUGUUACCGCGGCUACUACUAUUGGAGAGGGACCUGCAACACGCGUCACUGAGAGGACUCGCGAACAGGUUCCUAGCUCAGUGGUGGGAGUGUCCUAUCAGAAUGUUAGCUCCACCUCUAUCCUGGUCAGCUGGACUCUGCCCCUCAACCCCAAUGGACGAAUCACACACUACACUCUCUACGGACUCAACCUACACAGCAACCGGGCCCUGCAGAGAAUUACACACAACACCAGCAUACUGCUCACAGGGCUGGAGAAGUAUACAGGUUAUAAACUGCGAGUGGCUGCAUCUACUGCUGUAGGAGAGAGCUCUCUGUCUGACCUAGAUGAUAUUUUCGCUGUCACACCCGAGGAUGAACCUGACACCCCGCCUGUAGGGUUAACAGUGGUAGACACUUCUCCCUCCACCACCACCCUCUCUUGGUCGCCCCCGGAGAGAGCCAAUGGGGUGAUCCAACAGUAUGAGGUUCUGUACGAGAACCAAUCGUAUGUGGCAGUGUUGAACAGCUCUGUCCCCAGAGUGACUCUGACAGGGCUAAGGCCGUUUUCAUACUAUAAUGUCUCUGUCAGAGCAUACACACGCAUCGGACAUGGGAACCACACCUCAGACACACUCACUAUGCUGUCUGGGGAGGACGUCCCGGGUAGUCCUUCCUACGGCCUGUCCUACGUGUCUGUCAGUUCCAAUGAGGUGAACGUGACAUGGGAGCACCCCCUGGUGCCCAACGGAGUUAUCACACACUACAGCCUUGAGCUGCGAAACUCCUCCCACUUCCUCAACCUGACCACACCCAUCAACCACGCCCAGAUCACACACCUGAGGAAGUUUGCGCAAUACACUCUGGUGGUGAAGGCACACACACGUAUUGGCUCCGGAAACCACAGCAGUGACCCUCUCAACAUUACCACUCUGGAGGACGUGCCCAGUGAUCCGGUCCACAACCUCAGUGCUCAGAUCUUCAGUUCUACGGCCAUUGUUGUAAGCUGGGACCCCCCUAUGGAACCCAACGGACGCCCCUUCUACCUGCUCACCCUGCAGGAGGCUGGACUCCCCCUUACCACUGAACCCCUGAACCCCCCUAAACCUAACAUCAACCCCCCCGGACCCCCCGCUGUCAACAAUACCAUCACCAAGAUAACCAAUGACAACGUCUUCCUGUUUACCAAACUCAGGAAGUACUAUCCCUACGUCUUCACUGUUACCCCAGCAACCAGUGCCGGUCCCGCCCACAACCACACCAGCCUGUUGCACGUAAGGACCGAUGAUGAUAUCCCCAGUUCAGCUCCAGUGCUGGUGUCCAGUAGGAACCUGUCGUCCACCUCAGUGUCUGUGGUGUGGCAGCGCCCCCUGGAGACCAACGGAGAGAUAACUGACUAUUCCCUCACCCUGUUCGGCCCUGGAGGCUCCAACACCACACACACCCCCAACACCACACUCACACUCACACUGCUGCUGCCCUACACAGCCUACAACCUCUCUAUCACCGCAGCCACCCGCAAGGGCUCCGGACCCCCGCUACUACUGAUGCUGCACACAGACGAAGCAGGUCCGAUGUCUCCUCCCCGGAACCUGUCUCUGUAUAACCACACAGCCUUCUCUGUGUGGCUGACCUGGGAACCCUCUCUGGAACCCAACGGUGUGGUCACACACUACGGCUUCAGGAUCCUGGAGAACAACACAAACACACUCACUUACCAGAACUCUACAGGUCCGUGGACAGAAGGACAGCUGAGUGGGAUCCGGCCUCACAGCUCCUAUGAGAUCAGUGUAUUUAGCUACACCAGAGUGGGUCAUGGAGACCAGUACAGCACUCCUGUGUCCUUCACAACCAAUGAAUCAGUGUCGGAGGUGGUGGGUAACCUGUCCUGCUCUGGUCUGGGCUGGGACUCUGUGUUUCUACACUGGGAGCCUCCAGCCAACCCCAAUGGACUCAUCCUGUACUACCAGGUGGACACACGCUCACAGGCAUACAUACACCAGGCUUACACAAACCAUUACACGGUCAGCGGGCUGGCGCCGGACGCAGAAUUCACACUCACCGUGACGGCUGUCAACUCUGCCGGCCCAGGAGACCAGGUCAACUGUACUGCCUACACACACCCCGAGUCAGUUCCUGGUGUCCCUCGCUUCCUGAGUGUGUCAGAGGCCACAGCCACCAGUGUAACGCUCCAAUGGGCUCCUCCCCUCUCUGCUCCGGGCAUGCUCACUGAGUACCGCAUCACCGUGCAGCUGCUGUCACCCGACUGCCAGUCUGACACACCCCUAGCUGAGGCCACACCCCUGCCAGAGCCGACCGCUGCCCUGGCUCCAGGCUGCGUCCAUCAGGAUGUGUUGGUGUCAGUGAAUGGUUCUGAUGGUGGUGAGGGCAACAGGAGCAUCACUCUACAGUCUCUGGCCAAGUACCGCCUCUACCGCUUCAGAAUCACAGCCCUUACGAAUGCUGGGCCAGGAGAACACACACCCUGGAAAUACACACACACACUGGCUGGGAACCCUGAUGCCCCUCCCAGUGACCUGUCAGUGACCAUGUCCUCCAACAGCCUCCGUAUCCAAUGGCAACACCCAGAUGUGAUCACCGGCCCCACCUCCUACAUCGUAGACGUUCUCUCUCUGGAUAGCGAGGGGUUAAACCAGUCUGUGGUACGCAGUCCAGAGGAGCUGAGGAUUGUAGUUGUGUCAAACCUGACUGCGUUCACUCGCUACUCUGUGACCGUGACCGCCUUCACUGGACCACUGGAGAACGCACGGCGGGACGGACAGGCCACUGAGCCCACUGUCAUCAGAACAAUGGAGGAAGAGCCCAGGGAUCCUCCUAAGAACGUGACCCUGCAGGUGAUUCCCGAGGAAGUGACCCGUGUGUUUGUGACCUUUGCCCCCCCUGAGGAACCCAAUGGGAACAUAAGUUCCUACACAGUGCUUGUCUACCGCCAGGGCCAGCUAGAGAUGACCAUUAACCACCUAAAUGGUCAAAAUAAGAACCGCACUCUGACCGCAGUCAUCGACGGGCUGAAGGGAGGCUACAACUAUAGUAUACGGAUUGCAGCAGUAAACGGAGCAGGUUUAAGCCCCCCCAGCUCAGAGGUUCGGAUCACUACUGGAAUCAUAGCUCCUGCCAAGCCCACCCAGAGACCCCAGGCUGUGCUGGACCGAGGAGGAGUUGCCAUGGUAACCUCCAGGAGCAUCAUUGUUCGCAUGCCAGCCUGUUUCUACAGCGAUGACAACGGACCAAUCAGUAGCAUCCAGAUCAUCGUGGCAGAAUCUGGGGUGAUGGACAGCAGGAACCUAACCAACUGGAAGAUCGCAUUCCUCUCUCGUCCCGCCCCCUACCUGACUGACAAUGGCUUCCCGAACCCACUCUGUGUGACGGACGACGAAAGCAGGGACACACACACACAAACCAGCAGACACAACAACUCACAGAUUAGACACAGAAUUGUGAGGGACAGGGUGCUGGACCGUAGAGACCACCAGGAAGACCACUAUGUUAUCGGAGAGGAGGGCAACUGUCUGACGGAGGAGUACAGUAACACACUCUGUAACGGACCCCUCAAACCAAACACUGUCUACGUGUUUAAGUUCCGAGCCACCAACAUCCGAGGCCAGUACACAGACUCUGACUACUCUGAGCAUAUCAGAACCGCAGUGGAUGGGUUGUUGACCAGAGAUGAACAGAUCAUUCUGGGAGUUCUCCUCUCCUUCUUCCUGGCCGUGCUACUCAUCAUCAUCAUCUAUGCCUCUGUCAGGAUCCGUCAGCGUCAGAAGGAGGGAGGGACCUAUUCUCCCCGGGAGGCGGAGAUUAUAGAGACCAAGUUUAAACUGGAUCAGAUGAUCACUGUGGCUGACCUGGAGCUGAAGGAAGAGAAGCUACACCGGUAUUCGUCCUUCUUCUUUAGACGGAAGGAGAUAUUUGUCAUCCAACUUCUCAGCUACAGAAAGUCUCUCAAGCCGGUCAAUAAGAAGUCUUUUCUGCAGCAUGUAGAGGAUCUGUGUGCCAACGAGAACGCCAAGUUCCAGGAAGAGUUCGCAGAGCUGCCCAAACUUCUGCACGACCUGGCUACAUCAGACGCUGACCUUCCCUGGAACAGAUCCACAAACCGCUUCACUAACAUCAAACCCUACAACAACAACCGUGUUAAGCUGCUGUCUGAACCUGGCUUGCCUGGAUCUGACUACAUCAACGCUAGCUUCAUCUCAGGCUAUCUGUGUCCCAGUGAGUUCAUAGCGACCCAGGGUCCUCUCCCCGGUACUGUGGCUGACUUCUGGAGGAUGAUCUGGGAGACUCGCACACAAACCAUUGCUAUGCUCACACAGUGCUAUGAGAAAGGAAGGAUCCGGUGUCACCAGUACUGGCCAGAAGAUAAUAAGCCGGUGACAGUAUUUGGGGACAUCAUCAUCACCAAGUUGACAGAGGACGUCUAUCCUGACUGGACCGUCAGAGCUCUCAAAGUGGAGAGGCAUGGGGACUACAUGGUGGUUCACCACUUCAACUACACCUCCUGGCCAGAGCAUGGUGUACCAGAGUCCAGCACCACACUCAUACAGUUUGUUCGAGCCAUCAGAGCCAACAGGCAUGCGAACACUACUAUAGUGGUGCACUGCAGUGCUGGCGUGGGCAGGACAGGAGUGUUUAUAGCGCUGGAUCACCUGAUCCAACACGUCAGUGAUCACGACUUUGUGGACAUCUACGGCCUGGUGGCUGAACUCCGCAGUGAGAGGAUGUGUAUGGUGCAGAACCUGGCCCAGUAUAUGUUCCUACACCAGAGUACUCUGGACCUGCUGAACAGUAAAGGAAACAGCCAGUCCAUCUGGUUCGUUAACUACUCUGCUCUGGAGAAGAUGGACUCACUGGACGCUAUGGAGGGUGAUGUUGAACUGGAAUGGGAGGAGACUACGAUGUAAAGGCUGAGAACUUCUCAGUCAACUUCACACCUGAUAAACACACC
Oncorhynchus masou masou (cherry salmon) is the source of this 10076-nucleotide messenger RNA. Its product is annotated as phosphatidylinositol phosphatase PTPRQ-like. NCBI's taxonomy places the organism in Eukaryota, Metazoa, Chordata, Actinopteri, Salmoniformes, Salmonidae. The record is from RefSeq and is a predicted model, not a curated record. Gene Ontology annotation, biological process: protein dephosphorylation. Gene Ontology annotation, molecular function: protein tyrosine phosphatase activity; protein binding.